GCCUUUAGAUUAUUAUUUUAGAGAAUAUAAAUCACUUGGAAAACCACUAAUGAUAAUUGCUACUGUAAUAUUCUUCCCCUUCGAAUCCUCUUUCAGUUAGCCCCUCGAAGAAUGCUCUCUAUUUUCUCAAAUAAGCUUUGCUUUAGCCUCUGAUUGUAUGUUCUAAAGAGCUCUUUGGACGUGGGUUAGAAUAAUCGAAGUGGUAAUGGAGUGUGUGGUUCAAGGAAUUGUUGAGACUCAACAUGUUGAAGCCUUAGAAAUUCUGCUUCAAGGGCUUUGUGGUGUUCAUAGACAAAGCUUAAGGAUCCAUGAACUGUGCCUUAAGAGUGUUCCAAACCUAGGCUUAGUAUCAUCAGAAAUACGGCUCUUAUGUGAUCUUGAGCAGCCAGAACCCACAUGGACUGUUAGACAUGUUGGUGGUCCAAUGAGAGGUGCUGGUGCUGAACAAAUCUCAGUCUUGGUGAGACCAAUGCUUGAAAGCAAAGUAAGCAAGAACGCAUUACGCUUAUUUUAUGCACUUGGCUACAAGCUAGACCAUGAACAGUUGAGAGUAGGUUUUGCAUUUCAUUUCCAAAGAGGUGCCCAGAUAACUGUAACAGUUUCAUCCAUCAACAAGAUGUUGAAACUUCACGCAACUGAUGAGGCAGUGCCCGUGACACCGGGCAUACAGCUGGUUGAAGUGACAGCACCAGCUUCAUCUGAAAAUUACACUGACGUUGUUGCUUCUGUAUCAUCCUUCUGUGAAUAUCUUGCACCGCUCCUUCAUUUGUCAAAACCGGGUGUCUCAACAGGGGUUGUUCCUACUGCAGCUGCAGCUGCUGCAUCUCUCAUGUCGGAUGGUGGAGGAACGAAAAUGUAGUAUUACUCUGGAGCCAUUUUUUUAAAAACAUUUUGUUGCAUUCUCAUAGCUGGAGAAAAGACGUAUUUGACUGUGCACCUUCUGAAAAAUUUCACUGUUUGCUCUUCCGUAGUUGUCGUUAAAAAGCUGAUCGUCGAUACACAGCAGUGCUUAUGCAUAGAAUGGAGUUAUAAUAUCAACCAGCUUAGUUAAAUUAAAAGGGCUCCCCUUGGUGAAAUAGGUCCACUAUGGAGAUUUUAUAGUACCUUUUUUGUAUUUAAAUUGUGAAAAGCAAAGUUUGUUAUCUGAAUGCGUGCUGAAUGGCUGGUGCUGGAGGACUCUUGUUCUCUUUGAUCUAUAAGCUCCUUAUUGAUUGUCUUGGA
Lycium barbarum (goji berry) is the source of this 1221-nucleotide messenger RNA. Its product is annotated as mediator of RNA polymerase II transcription subunit 18. The record is from RefSeq and is a predicted model, not a curated record. Gene Ontology annotation, cellular component: core mediator complex; mediator complex. Gene Ontology annotation, biological process: termination of RNA polymerase II transcription; regulation of transcription by RNA polymerase II. The transcript has 6 exons. Gene Ontology annotation, molecular function: transcription coregulator activity. Lineage: Eukaryota; Viridiplantae; Streptophyta; Magnoliopsida; Solanales; Solanaceae. The coding region runs from base 206 to 859 and encodes 217 amino acids.